Monosiga brevicollis MX1 is the source of this 387-nucleotide messenger RNA. RefSeq lists its product as uncharacterized. The record is from RefSeq and is a predicted model, not a curated record. Gene Ontology annotation, cellular component: mitochondrial inner membrane. Lineage: Eukaryota; Choanoflagellata; Craspedida; Salpingoecidae. Bases 1 to 387 code for a protein of 128 amino acids. The transcript has 3 exons. Gene Ontology annotation, biological process: mitochondrial respiratory chain complex I assembly; mitochondrial respiratory chain complex IV assembly.
AUGGCGAGUUUGGAGCGGCUGGGUCGGAUUGCGGCAGGCGGGGCCAUUCUAUCGUUUGGCAGUGCCUUUGUGGUUUACGACCUCGUGCGGACGAGCAUCAUGAACAGCAGCUAUGUUAAGGAGGCUUUACAACUUGUCGAGGCCAGCGAGGAUGCUCGAUUAGCUUUCGGUGGCGUCAUCCGUCCGCAACCCGUGCACCUUUUCGGCUCGCAAACUCGUGUCCUCAAUGACGGCGCACGGGUGUCGGUGCCCAUUCUGGGCAAAGGAGAUGAAGAUGGACAUGUACACAUUGAGGCCACCCGCCUGCCCGACGGCAACACCUGGCAACUCGAUCGUUGCAUCCUGAAUGUGGAAUGGCCUGAAGAGAAGCAGUUUGUCUUGAAGUAA